CCCAUCAUGUUCAACCCCGCCAUCAUGUUGGACAUGAGCAGUGGCGCAAAGAGAUCCAAAAUCACAAAGGCAUGCGACAACUGCAGACGACGCAGAGUCAAGUGCGACGGCGUACCUGACGGUUGCGGAGGUUGCAAGGCGGCCAAGACCCAAUGUGUCUACACCACCAGCAACACCAAACGCGGUCCUCCCAAGGGCUAUGUCGAGGUGAUCGAGGAUAGACUGGGCAAGAUAGAGAGCAUGCUU
This is a messenger RNA of Gamsiella multidivaricata, 246 nucleotides long. RefSeq lists its product as uncharacterized. Lineage: Eukaryota; Fungi; Mortierellomycota; Mortierellomycetes; Mortierellales; Mortierellaceae. The record is from RefSeq and is a predicted model, not a curated record. Gene Ontology annotation, biological process: regulation of DNA-templated transcription. Gene Ontology annotation, molecular function: zinc ion binding; DNA-binding transcription factor activity, RNA polymerase II-specific. The transcript has a single exon. The annotation marks the transcript as partial.